Orbilia oligospora ATCC 24927 is the source of this 936-nucleotide messenger RNA. RefSeq lists its product as uncharacterized. The transcript is spliced from 3 exons. The record is from RefSeq and is a predicted model, not a curated record. NCBI's taxonomy places the organism in Eukaryota, Fungi, Ascomycota, Orbiliomycetes, Orbiliales, Orbiliaceae. Bases 1 to 936 code for a protein of 311 amino acids.
AUGCAAAUUCCAAUCGUCCUGCUGCUCCAGACUUACUUGAUCAUAUCCUUCGGAAGACUAUCUUCCCAACAGAAUGACGAGGAAUCAAGCGCGCCCAAAGUAUCAGCCUACACAUGGAUAGGAGAAAUAAAAGCACCUAGGCGCCCCGGGUCCCCUGAAGAAGAUAUAUGUCUCUCCAUGGAUCCAUCCCUAACAAAAGUAACCUUACGGGAUAAAAGGCUCGUUCCUCGUAUCUGCAACAAUGUCGGUCCGAAGUGGACCACCUGGCGCGUCACCGGCCUCUUGACAGAAAACGCGAAGGGGUCUAGUAAAACGUUCAAAGGGUAUAUCGAGCACGUUUCUCUCGGAUACUGUAUUACUUAUAACUUAUACAAUAUCUGGGAUAUGGACCAAAGCCGUCGGGGGUGGUUGAUGCUCAAGAAUUGUGACGACCUGAAGGACCUUACGAAGGAUCUUGAUGUGGAUACUAUGGAUGCCAUGCAAGACGAAGAGUAUGACGAGUUUAUGAAUGUUAUCAGGUUAAGCCACAUCUACGAGUAUCAAGGUAGAAGUAUGAGAGAAGGUGAUCCGGAUGAUUCACGGUUGGCCCGCAGAAUCUUUCCCAAAGGAAGACAACCUACAGUACGAAUGGGAGAAAAUACAGACCUUGUCACCAUGAAUAUAAAUGAUAUCUGCGGUCAAUACGGUACCUACGCGAAGGCUCUGGGUGUCGCGAAGAGAAGAGGGGACGAUGACUUUGGUUUGCCGAACUGGUCCAUCCUCGCAGCAUAUCAACCUAAGGAUACAUGCAAGUCUAAGAUGGAUCCCUACACAGAAGAGGAGCUUACCACAUGUCCUGAUGAAUGGACUUUUGGCUGUGGAUUUGGAACUGUAAAUAUGGACCCAGUGUUUGGGGGCACUAGUAAAACCCGGGUUUCUGGUGGAGGGUCUAAUUAG